AUGGCGGACCAACAAUUAGAACUGGCCAAACGGACGAGCACCAAAGGCAAAGUGCCUACUGGCUAUGCCGACGAAAUCAUUAUCAGCGAAACCGCCUUCCGCAACGCGCAUCGAGCAGUCGAAGCAAACCACGAGCCGCCGACCAAGAAGCGCAAAAGAGAGGGGAAGGGCGACAGCAGUGUCGUCUACGGUGCAAGCGCAUAUAAAGGGCCAUGGGCGCGCUACGAAGUAGAAAGACCCGACGACAGCUCAGGCAGUGAAGAGGAGGUUGAGGUCGAAUACGAGGAGGAUGAGAUUGCGCCGCAGCCUACCGCGCCCUCAAAGGCUGGUACCGCAUACCAAGAGUCGGAUGGAUCGAAGGAGACGACCGAGUUCCAUGGAAGCCAGCAAUACGAUUACCAGGGCAGGACGUACAUGCACGUACCGCAAGACUUGGAUGUGGAUCUACGAGGCGACUUGCCAGACGACUACAAGAACUACGCGCCCAAGAAGCUGCUGCAUACCUGGAAGUCGCAUACCAAGGCUAUCACCCAAUUGCGCUUCUUCCCCGAUGCUGGACACUUGUUGCUCUCGGCUUCUGCGGACAGCAAAGUCAAGAUUUGGGAUGUUUACCACCAGCGCGAGUUGCUGCGUACCUACUCUGGUCACACAAAGUCUGUCUCGGAUAUCUGCUUCAAUUACGAUGGUUCUCGCUUCAUGACUGGCUCGUUCGACAGACAGAUGAAGCUUUGGGAUACAGAAACCGGUGCAUGCAUCAGCCGCUUCAGCACUGGUGCCACACCCCACGUCGUUCGCUUCCAGCCAGACCAGAACUCAGCCACCGAGUUUCUAGCCGGUAUGAGCGACAAGAAGAUCGUCCAAUUCGACACAAGGACGCCUGGCGAGUCGCCAAUCCAGGAAUACGACCACCACUUGGGUCCAGUCAACACAAUUACCUUCUGCGACGAAAACCGUCGCUUCAUCACCACCUCCGACGACAAAUCCCUCCGCGCCUGGGAAUACGGUAUCCCCGUACCCAUCAAAUUCGUUGCCGAACCCUACAUGUUCCCCAUGGUCCGCUCCUCCCCUCACCCUUCUGGCAAAUAUGUCGCCUUCCAGAGCAGCGACAACCAAAUCGUCGUCUACGCAUCUACCGAGCGCUUCCGCCAAAACAGAAAGAAAAGUUAUCGUGGACACAACAAUGCUGGGUAUGCUAUCGAUGUGGCCAUCAGUCCUGAUGGAGGUAUGGUCAUGUCGGGAGAUAGUGGUGGUUAUGUGUGUUUCUAUGAUUGGAAGACUUGCAAGAUGUGGCACAAGAUCAAGGCUAGUGAGUCUGCGGUCGUUGCCGCGCAGUGGCAGCCCAAAGAGACGUCCAAGGUCGUCACGGGUGCUUUGGAUGGUCUGAUCAAGUACUGGGACUAA
Messenger RNA from Aureobasidium pullulans EXF-150, 1401 nucleotides. RefSeq names its product WD40 repeat-like protein. The transcript has a single exon. The record is from RefSeq and is a predicted model, not a curated record. Gene Ontology annotation, biological process: mRNA splicing, via spliceosome. Lineage: Eukaryota; Fungi; Ascomycota; Dothideomycetes; Dothideales; Saccotheciaceae. Gene Ontology annotation, cellular component: catalytic step 2 spliceosome. Gene Ontology annotation, molecular function: protein binding; mRNA binding. Bases 1 to 1401 code for a protein of 466 amino acids.